AUGUAUGAGCCGCUGUACUUUGCGUUUGACGCCUACCCUGCUGCGGUUCCCCGAGUCAGGGUCCGAGGCGUCAUGGCUCUCUUCCUGGCGGGUUCAAUCCUAUGGGCGUUGAUCUGGCUGCUUUACCGUGCAUGGCAGGUCUGUCAGACUUCUAAUGAGGUCUUGGUGGAAAAGCUGGGCCUUGAUAUUCCCCCACCGCCGGAGGUAACCCUGGAGGAAAUCACAGCCCGAGAAAUUCGUCUUGCAUGGAAGCAACCAGACUUUCAUAACUCAAUACACAAGCAUAUCAUUCAGGUGAACAAUGUGAAAGUCGGAGAAUCCAAGCGGGCGGAAACUGCGGUGGAAAUCUCGAAUCUCAUACCUGGAAAUAUUUACCACAUAUGCGUUCUUUCUCUCAGCGCCGCGAACUUUCAAACCCCAAGUGCGAUCCUUCAUGUCCGAACGAAAUCUCUUCCGCUAUCCCAGGCCCAGCAAAAUGGCAAUGUCGGUGCUCCAAUCAUUCGCGCCUCCAUUCCCAGGUCAACAGUCGGUCUACCCACACCAUCGGCCCCUAUCAUGUCGCGCGAACAUAGCGCAGGUCAACUUCCUGGCAAACGCCCAUCCGCUGGGCGCAAAAUCUCCCCCGCUGCUGGACUAGACACAUCCCACGGCAAUCUCGAUGAAACGCAAAAGAGCAGAGCCAAAAGCCCCAAAGAUGAAUCGUUGGAACAACUAGCGGACCGCUUGAAGUCAUUACAGCAAGAAAACGAGAAUGUGGAGAAACAAGGGACUGAGGAGGAGGACGAGCAUAUCGCAUUGCUGAAGGACCUUGAAAAGCAGCGCAGUGAACUGAGAAAGCGUGUUCGUGAGAAGGACGAGGCAAGCGGCGAUUUGAAAAAGCAUGUCUAUAAGUUGGAAAGUGUCAAUCGGACAGUGCAAGGCGAAAAGUCCAAGCGCUUAAGACUUCUUCAGCAGAAAGAGGCAGAGCGCAAGAAGCGCAAGAAUGACAUUCUGCGAUGGCAGGAGAAAAUUGCGCGCAUGGAGACUGAUGCCACCCAAGCCAAGGAGGAUAAAGCUCGGAUUGAAGAGGAGGCGGCUGCACGCGCAGAGGAGGUCCGAGCCAAGAUUGCCAAAGAGCAGACCGAGAUGAAGAUGAUCGAUGAUGAGAUUCAAGACAAAGGAGGUCGAGUUAAGAAGCUCGAAGAAGAGAGAAUGGGGCUUCAAGAGGGCGAUAGUGAGGAUGGCAAAGAGUUGGAUCGCAUCGACAACGAGCGAGCUCGUCAAUGGGAGCACAAGUUGGGCAACCUACACGCUCGCUAUACCACUCUGGUGAACCUCCACGCCCAAGCCCAGCAACAGUACCAGGAAGCUCAAGAGCGGUUGAAAUGGCUCACAGCCCAGCGACCUGGCAGCUCAGGGCCCUUUUCCUUGCCGAGUCUCGAUCUUGACAUGUCAAAUACUGCCACCAUCCGUCCCCGUCGCCAUCGCAGCUCACUUGUCAGCAAUGUCUCUUCUCCUGUGAAUUUUCCAGGCAUUGAAACCUCGUUCCCAGGUGGCCUUGGCUACAACCCACCCGCCGGUCACUCACCUACCUUUGCCCCCAGCUCAGCAUUUUUCAACAUCAACAAUGGCAUGGCUCUUGCUGGUCUGUCCGAUCCCCCAGAGAUCAUGCGCUCUGAUGCGGAGGUAGCUUUCAAUAAUCCGCAAAUGAGCCCCCGUGCAGAUGCUCUGUUACCAUCUGAUCUCCUUGGCGACGAGGAAUCGCCUGAAUUUCCACGAUCUAUCACCCGUCCAAGAUUCUCAACUCUUGAAACUCCCGGUCCUUCAUUGGAUGGCUUCGGCCAUGGCCCGGUAUCACCCGUCUCAUCUGACAGUCGAGCAGGCAGUAUCUUUGCCAGUCCACUGGAAAGUCAAACACGACAGGAAUCCGAAUCUCAAGGAGUGCAUUUGUCUGCUGUUGGGGAUGCUCCGAAAAGCGCAUCCCGAAGGCUCUCUGGGCUAUUUGGCUUUCAUCGACCUCGUGGAAAAACUUUGGCAGAUGAAUCGCCUAUGCUGGGCACAUUGAAACCAGGUCAAAGCCAAUCCUUCCCUCGCAACGUCGACGAGCUAGACCCAAUUGGUUCACGGCGACGCAGAUCUAGCUAUACUGGAAACUGGGCAAACCCGAUGUCAUUAUUCCCUCGGAGCAACACUACUGGCGUUACCAUGGACAGUUCUUCUGAUCAUGCGCCUUCUCGACGAGCUGCUUUCUCCAGUAUCUUCUCAUCCAGCAAGUUUGGCUUCGGCGGUGCUGGCACCCGUGGGAACUCUGAUCUCAGCACUGGCUAUAACCAGUUCAGUCCUCGUCAUGAUCCCAUCGAUCCAUCUUCGCUUUUGGGCAGUGUUAGACGGGGAUCCUUAUCCCCGCGGCCUUCGUCUGUUUCCUUCGACAAUCAGAAUCAGCUCCCUCAUCCGUCUACUGACAACCGCCAUUUCGGGUGGCCCUCAACCGAGAAUGCCGGACACCGUAACAGCCCCCUUGGUUUCGACUGGGCUUCGCCAACAACCUGGUCUCGUGCUCCUUCCAGGCGCCCUUCAAUUCAAUAUGGAUCGUCAGGUCAUCUUCCACUGGGUCUAACUGGUGAACCUGACUUUGUGGAAGACACCUUCGAGCGCCACCACCGACCACUUCAGGCGCCCAUUGGCACUCGUCCUUCGUCAUCUCAUCGGCCACUCACGCCAAAGCUGAACCCCACAGCCCCAGCUUUCACUGCCGUAUUCACGGGCGAGAGCCCCAAUGAUCAGGAAAAGCUCAAGGCUCCUGGCAGCCCAUUCAGCUUCAACGAGUUUGAUCGCUCUCCUUCCGAGCCUCGCACAUCUCGCUCGCUCUCUCACUUUACUGGAGAAUCAUACGAGUCCUUGGAACGCAUGCAUUCGGGGGCUUCUGUCGAUAACGGGUCUAAGGAGUCCUUCAUCCGCAAGAUCACGCGCAAAGGCAGCUCUAGCAAGUUCAGCUCAUGGAAGGAUCGCUCGGGAUUCUUCUCCAAGAAGGCCGACUCUGCACAGGGUGACCUUGAUGGAGACGCGGCUGCCGAGGCACAGCUUGGCAAGAGUAUUGACAGCACUGCCUCGAGCAUACCCUCUGGCGACCGCUCGACUCGCAGUAGUCUGGGCUUCUUUUCUCGCAAAUCUCGCAGGUCUGACAAGGCUAGUGAGACUAGCGAACUUGCUAGUGAAACUGGCGAUGAAGAGAUUCCGGAGGAGGUCGAAGCAUCGUGA
Molecule: messenger RNA, 3237 nt
Organism: Penicillium nucicola
Lineage: Eukaryota; Fungi; Ascomycota; Eurotiomycetes; Eurotiales; Aspergillaceae
Product: Fibronectin type III domain protein
Exons: 3
Coding region: 1-3237 (1078 amino acids)
Molecular function (GO): protein binding
Source: RefSeq, a predicted model, not a curated record